Molecule: messenger RNA, 1682 nt
Organism: Gamsiella multidivaricata
Lineage: Eukaryota; Fungi; Mortierellomycota; Mortierellomycetes; Mortierellales; Mortierellaceae
Product: Septin-domain-containing protein
Exons: 9
Coding region: 274-1539 (421 amino acids)
Biological process (GO): cytoskeleton-dependent cytokinesis
Cellular component (GO): microtubule cytoskeleton; cell division site; septin ring
Molecular function (GO): molecular adaptor activity; GTP binding; GTPase activity
Source: RefSeq, a predicted model, not a curated record
GGUCGGGUAGCGCGCAGCGUGGGCCACCCUGUGUCUCCAUCACUCUCCGUCUCUGUCUCUGCUUCGCCUUGGACUCCUUCAUCCGCGUCUCAACCAUCGCUCGCCUGGAUUCCCCUCCAUCCCACACCCCUACAGGAGCUCCAUUAUACAUUCCAUACUCGCCCCCCUCUCUCUUUCUCUCUCUCUCUCCCUCUCUCUCUCUCUCUCUCUCUCUCUCUCUCUCUCUCUCUCUUUCUCUCGCGUACUCGCUUGCCUUUUAAUAAUUAUUGCCCGAUGCCUCUUGAAUUUGCCCAUCAACACAAUGGCCGGUUCCAGGACCCCGGACCAUGGAGACACCCUGUCGGUAGACCGUUGGAGCUCACUGCACCACUCGGCCUCGAGACAUUGCCAGCACAGCGGUUCUCAAAGGUCAAGCGGGCUUCCUUUGGGCUGAACCUCAUGGUCGUCGGCGAGAGUGGAUUGGGUAAAACGACCUUUAUGAACACGCUCUUUAACACGGAUCUCAAGGAGGAGAUUCUUCCAAAGAAAAUCCAUUCAACUCAAACCGUCAGCAUUCAGCCAGCGUACUAUGAGCUGGUCGAAGAUGGAGUUCUCUUGAACCUCUGUAUCGUCGACACACCCGGUUUUGGCGAUGAAUUGAACAGGGAACACAACCUGACGCCUAUCAUCCAGUACAUCGAUCAACAGUUCGAGGAAUACAUGGCUGCAGAACGCCAUCCAGGAGUUCGAAAGGCGAUUCCGGAUACCAGGAUUCAUGCCAUCCUGUACUUUAUCGCUCCAACUGGGCAUGGACUGAAGGAACUCGACGUGAAAGCGUUAAAGACCUUGUCUCAGAAGGUGAACGUCAUCCCGAUUAUCGCAAAGGCGGACACCAUGACCGCGGAAGAAAAGCUAGCCUUCAAGAAGAUUCUGCUGACGGAUCUGGAGGCACACCAGAUCAAGUCGUUCCCUACGUCGUACCGGGAUCAUGUUGAUGGUGGGGAGGAGCUGUUUAAACACAUUCCGUUCUCGGUUAUUGGAAGCGACAACUUUCAGGUCAUUGGCGGCCGAAGAGUGCGCGCCCGAUCUUAUCGCUGGGGUGUUGUUGAGGUCGAAAACACGGAACACUCGGAUUUUGUGUACCUGAGGGAACUUUUGCUGGUAACAUGCCUGCAUGAUCUCGUCGACAGUACUCAUGGAGUCCAUUACCACGAACAUCGUGCCAAGGCUCUUCGUUCGAACGGCCGACCAGCGUCGAUCCUGGAGUGCGAUGACUCGUAUGAGGCUCGGAUUGAGGGCACUAGGUUCCAAACCAGAGAAGAAAUGAACCGUAGAGAGGAAGAGAUUCGUCAAUCGUUCAUCGAAAAGGUGCAGGAGACGGAGAUUGCGCUCCGCCAGCGCGAGGAGCAAUUGAACGCCAAGAAGGCUGAGAUGAUCGCAGAGCUGGAGCAGUACAAGGCGCUGAUUGAGGCGGAGCAACGCGAGGUGGAUGAGUUGUUGGCGAGCUCGCGCCCGAACACUCUGUCGAAGAACUCGAGCAAGCUGUUCAGGGCCAAGUGAACAAGACGUCCUCCACAUGUCGGCCGUCUUCCUUAUACUGAUAACUAUAUUCAUAUUCAACUUAAUAAAAUAGCCGUAGCCGUUCUGUAUUCAUAUAUCCAUGCUGGCAUCGUUCAUGUUUAACGACAAUAUCAAAAUGGGAC